Cadophora gregata is the source of this 1635-nucleotide messenger RNA. RefSeq lists its product as uncharacterized. Gene Ontology annotation, biological process: mitotic sister chromatid segregation; protein localization to mitotic spindle pole body; microtubule anchoring at mitotic spindle pole body. Lineage: Eukaryota; Fungi; Ascomycota; Leotiomycetes; Helotiales; Ploettnerulaceae. Bases 1 to 1635 code for a protein of 544 amino acids. The record is from RefSeq and is a predicted model, not a curated record. Gene Ontology annotation, cellular component: microtubule organizing center; MWP complex; mitotic spindle. The transcript is spliced from 3 exons. Gene Ontology annotation, molecular function: protein binding.
AUGGAGCCCACAAUAAGGUUCUCGCGGUCGCUCAAAUCAUCCACUCAAUCUCUCCCCAGUCCAGAUGGCGCAUACAUUGCGACGAUUCUCACAUCUAAGCUCAGUAUUCGAGCGACGCGCUCUCUGGAGGUAACACGCGUUAUAUCACUUCCACCCGAGCUAGCAUCGUCCGUAUCUUGGUUUCUGUGGUCUGCGUCGUCAAGUCGAAUACUUCUAGCUUCUGCGGACAGCAUCCGGGUUUACUCGACGACAAAUUCUCAAUUCUCUGCUACCAUCUCUAAUCCGACAUCAGGCACCACCAAGAUUGCGUAUGUAUUGUUCGGGGCGGAUCAUGACGAAAUAUGUAUCUUCUCGGACUUUGGACUGAAACUGUCUAUCUGCAAUCUCCUUACGUCGAAAUCGGUAGAGAUCAACUCGCCGAAAUUCUACAGUCAAGGAGUCGCUGGGAGAGGGCUGGCAUAUCGACCAGGUGCCGGGAACUUGGCUCUGUUGACAAGAACAGGAGGGAAGGACAUUAUAAGCAUACAUUCACGAGAUACCCUGGACGUUAAGAGGUCGUGGUGGCCGGAUACCGCUGACGCACAAGGAAUACAAUGGAGCGCUGAAGGUAGGUUCCUGGCUGUGUGGGAAUCUGCGUCUCAAGGACACCGAUUGCUGGUGUAUACUGCGGAUGGUCAUUUGUUCAAGGCUUGGAAUGGUCCCAUACCCACAUCAGAGGAAGAUAGUGAUCUCACGCUGGGGGCUGGAAUUAAGCUUUUCGACUGGAGCAAGAAUGGGCUGCACAUGGCUGUUGGAGACUUUACCGACAAAGUGACAGUCUUGUCUGCGCCGUCAUUCUCGGAAAGCAUGAGCGUUGUUCAUACUACAGCUGUUAAACCUACUGAAUCCCUCCAGAUCUGGCAAGAGCAGAUAAGCCCGGCUCCCAAUGGCACUUUAAUUCGGGAGUUUAUACCAGCAAACCAGACAAUAUGCCCACCAACAGCAGGAGCCCCUAUUACGAACAAUGCCGAUCCUAAGACUGGCACAAACUUCAUGUCAUUUGACAACUCCGGCACCCUUCUUGCAACCAGGAUUGAGAAUUUGCCAACAACUAUCUGGAUCUGGGACAUUGGGACUCGCAUACUUCGAGCGGUAAUGAUCAUGCAUGCGCCUAUCGCCAAAGUAACGUGGCACCCCUCAAUCAACGAAGUGCUUAUGAUCAGGUGUGAGGGCGAUGAGUCCCGAGGGCUGGUACACAUAUGGGAGCCUUCAUGGGACCGACCAAGGAUUGUCGACUUCCAAUCCCAAAUACCUGGUGGGAAGCUGCUGGGGAGAACGAUAUGUCGCUGGCUGAAUGUCAACUCUCCAAGUCCGGCCAUUUUUUUCAGCGAUUCUCAGGAUUACAUUUUGGCCUCUAUCCCAAGUUCAGAUGACGACGAGGUUCCGUGGCAGGAGGCUGAGUUGCAGGGUUCGGAAGCUUAUGGUCAGCGCGAGGAGAGCCCAUUAAAUCUUAUACCAGCCGACGAGAAGAGAGGCCACGUCACUAUUGAGGAUCUCAUGGAGGACGAAGGAAUAACGGCAAUGAGCGGUGGAAGUGACGAGAUGGAAGACACAUUUCGGUUCCGAAAGUUCGUGGAGCCUACUGGAAACAGGUGA